ACUGGUAUACUCUAAUCGAUCCCUGCGCUCGCUGGUUUCUGUAUUGCUCACGACGACGAAGCUGUGCGGCACGCAACUUGUUAGUCUUCAAGGUUCCAAGGAACAGACGCGAAGAGUCUGCUCCUUCUUACUACGGUUGCGUCCAGAGAUCUACGUACUGUCGUCUCUGAAUCAAGACGCUGUCUCUGCAAGGGCAGGACGUUUCAGAUAAAGCAAACCCAGAAGAGAUGGUCAGGAUAUCAAGGACGAGUAAACAUUGAUCCGAUAAGAGAGCGGGCGAAGGAGUAGCAAGAACGAUGUCCCUAUCACAUACCUCCUUCGUGUCGAUAUCCUCCCUCCCACAUCAUUGCACACCAACCACGUCUUUCCUGGCUGACGUCUCCGCCUAUUUCGGUGUCUGUAUUCCUACUCCCCUUGCGGCGAUCUCGGUUCUGCUGGGGACAUGUUCAAUAAUAUCAUGGCUAUUUGCGCAGAUGCCGCAGAUAUUCAAAAAUUACCACAUCAAAUCUACGGCAGGACUGUCGAUACUCUUUCUGGGCGAAUGGUUGUUGGGUGAUUUGACCAACCUUCUGGGUGCACUGUUCACGAAGCAGGCUGCGUGGCAGAUCAUCAUUGCAAGCUACUACGUGUUUGUGGAUGUUUGCCUUGUCGUCCAAUACUUUUGGUACACCCAUUUCGCGAAAUGGAUCUAUGCGGAAAGCCUCCACUCUCCCGAUGGCAGCGAUGUCGAUGAUGAUGCAGACAGUGAUAUCAUCAACGCACUGUCCCCAAUCAAUACCAGCUUCACGGGCGAAGAACAGUUGUUGCGGGAUGCGGAUACUAGUCCUCAAAAGUCGGCUGGUCCCACCACUGUUGAUGGGCCUCGCUUCUCGCAAGUGAAUUAUGGCGAGAAAAAUGGCAGUCCUCGCAACAUACCCUACAUCCACAAGAUCACCAACAAUUGGAUGCCUUCACCCUCUCCACGGACCUUCAUGUACGCGGCUACUAUAUCCUCGCUGGCAUCCAGCGCGGCAGCAGCGCCUCUGCCGUUUCCUGCAGACCACUAUCGACAUGGCAUACAUCUCCUGCGUGUCGAUACACCUCUUGAGAUUGCGGGUACUGUCUUGUCAUGGUGCUCUACAUUCUUAUAUCUUGCGUCCCGUCUACCUCAGCUGUAUAAAAACUGGGAACGACAAUCCACUGCUGGCCUUUCGCCUCUGUUGUUCCUCGCGGCGUUCUGCGGUAACUUCUUCUACUCUACGUCACUCCUGACCAAUCCAAACGCGUGGCAAGACUAUGGGCCAUAUGGUCACCACGGCUGGGUGGACGGUGAAGGAUCACAGAGAUGGGCUUGGGUGGCCAGAGCAGCCCCUUUUUUCUUGGGCGCUGCCGGAUGUCUAUCUAUGGACGCUCUGAUGGGAGCGCAAUUUCUGAUGUACGGCGAAAAAGAGGAAAGGCUUGUGCGGGUCCGAGACAGAUAUGGAUACAGCCACUGGGAAAGAGUCAAUGGCUGGAUGAGAGGUUGGAUACCAAACAUGUCUGGGAAGGAUAGGGUGGUUGACAUGGCGGAGAGUCAGCGCCUACUUGCUGAUAGUGGGAGAAUGAGCUUGAGCAGGAGAAGGGACAGCCAUCGUGAUUAUGGCACGGUAGAAUGAUUCAUGCAUAGCAUAGCAUAGCGAUAGACUGGCCUACUGGCUGAUGAGGGGGCUUGGAAGCAAG
Exophiala viscosa is the source of this 1698-nucleotide messenger RNA. RefSeq names its product PQ loop repeat-domain-containing protein. Gene Ontology annotation, biological process: basic amino acid transmembrane export from vacuole. The record is from RefSeq and is a predicted model, not a curated record. The coding region runs from base 297 to 1634 and encodes 445 amino acids. The transcript has a single exon. Gene Ontology annotation, cellular component: fungal-type vacuole membrane. Lineage: Eukaryota; Fungi; Ascomycota; Eurotiomycetes; Chaetothyriales; Herpotrichiellaceae.